GCACCAUUUAUGUCGUUGCGUUAUUAUUCAGUGACGUGCACGGACAAACAAAUCGUCUGUAUUGUACAAUACAUGAUUCAAUGCUUUUUUUUUAACGAUUGCUGUAUUCCUGGCUUAUUAUGAUCGUUAACAGUUUAGAGAGUGGUUAAAAAUGUGUCGAGGAAGAUUUUUCACAAUAUUAUUGUCACUAUCGGCCACUGUGUGGCCACUAUUUUUCCAGAUGGUAGUGACAGCUAUUGACGUCAAAAAAACAUGCGAGGUUAGGGUGGAACUAAAAGAUAGGAUGAUCAAUGUGAUAAACAAAGAUGAACUAUGCUCCUGUCUUAUGUACGAAAAAAGUGCGUCAAUAAUACAUAAGACACCGGAACCUUGUGAAUUAAAAAUUGACAAUUCUGGAGAAAAGUUAGCAAUCAGCGCCGACAAUAUAUGUGAAUGUGCCGGGUAUCGUAUGAGUGACAAGGGAAAAGAAAAUACAACUACGUCAGAAACUCAUUUAAAUGCUACUACAGCUUUUGCUGUUGCUGAUUUUGAGUCAACUAAGCACAAAAUAGCUACUACAACUGAUAUACCUAUUGUAAAGUUGAAAGAAACUGAUGUUACACAUUUAGCGGAAUCUACUGUAUCGAAGAGUGAAAUAACCGAAACCAAGUCUUCAGAUGCUUCGACAGUAAUUAUUGUUAAAAGCACUGUCACAUCAACUGAUGGGGGUACCCGUAAGAUAUCCACCAUAUCUAGUGGUCUUGGUACUACGGAAAAAAUCGAAGUUUUCGAAACUACAAAUACUCCAAAGGAUCUAGAUUUAAUUAAAAUCGAUAAGUUGAAACGUCACAUUACGGAAACUUCUAUGAUUGUUACUCCCAGUACUACCAAAAACUUAGAUGAAUUGAAUACAACUUUCAGGACAAUAACAGAUAUAAUCCCUCUUUUUGUUGAAAGUAAGUCUUCAACAAUCCUAACUGAUUCUACGAAAAGUAUUGACAAAACAACGACAGCUGAAACUGUGGUAACUAAUAUGACGGAUAUAACGAAUUCAACAAUAAUUAAAUCUCGCCCAACAAGAACCACAACAAUAUUUUUUCCAAAAGAAGCCAUAACUAAUUUAAAAGUAAGCAGAAAAACGAAUACAGUAGAGUUUUCCACUACAACAAGUACUUCAGAUUCUGUAAGAACUAAACACUCGUACGAUUUUAGCAAUAAGACAAGUACUGCAAAAUUGGAUGGAAAAGAAUCAACUAGUGCUACGAAUGUGGAUUACACCAGCAAAUUACCAAUACCCAAGACAACAUCAAUUUACUUUUUUACUACAGAAUUAGAAAUAAAGAAUAUUACUGAUAGGAAUUUCUCUCUAAGUGAUGAUUAUAAAACACGUAAAGAGCACAAAGAAGAUUAUCCCACUAAGAAGGAUUCUAGUCAUACAAGAAGCACCGUCGAUAUUACCACCUCGGUCGUAAAUACUACUCAGACGUUUAUUAUUAACUCCAAUGACGCAGAAAGAAUCAAAGAAGACCACAGUAUAAUCAAUAUAGUUCUCAUUGUAGUUAUUUUAUGCCUUUUUGUAGUUUUAUUAUUAGUAUGUUUAAAAGUGUUCUUCAAGUACUUCCGAAGUGGCUCUUAUGUGCUACCUCGCUCUGCAGACAGGAACAUUGAAAUGGAAUGUAAAGGAUGAAGGAUGACCUCUAAGUAUUUAAUUCAAUAACUUAAUUGUAUUAGCCAAACAAAGAAUGAGGCAUAAAAAUUAUCAUAAUCAUAGGUAAAAAACAAAGAAAAAGGUUUUAAUAUAGUUUACCAAGACUGUAAGAAUCAAACGCAAUUGAACUUAUAAACUUUAGCAGUUGGGGAAAAUUCGUAGUAUUAUUAUAGUUGUUAAAUAAUACUUAGGUAUUAUUAUUAGUAAUUAUAUAAGUAUGUGAACGAAAAAUUUCAAUAAAAACCAACAAAGAGCCUACGCCUUUUAUUAAAGAAAAUUACAAUAGAAAGUAUAAUUAUUGUCUCCGUUAAAUAAAAAAAAACAGUAUGCUGUACGUUGUUACAAACUCAACCUCAUUUAUUCAGUCUAGGCUGUGACAAGCUCUUGUGAAAGUCAAACGCUACGCCAUCGGUUCGUAAAUCUACGGCGGGAGACAUUGUACCGAGAAGAACCGGCACGAAACUCAGCAAGGGCU
Molecule: messenger RNA, 2162 nt
Organism: Chilo suppressalis (striped riceborer)
Lineage: Eukaryota; Metazoa; Arthropoda; Insecta; Lepidoptera; Crambidae
Source: the annotation of a GenBank genome assembly